AUGGGCUAUGAUGUUUAUAAAGAUGUGAGUGCCUCUUCUGACAAGAGGAACUCACAGGAAUUGAGUGGAGAUGCCUUUGGAGAGGAAUUUAAGGGAUAUGUCUUUAAGAUUAUGGGAGGCUGUGUGACAAGCGAGGCUGUUGGUGCCAUAUUGUCAGUAACCGAUUCAGUUUGUACAUUGCAGGUUCUUAGUCAAGAUGACACUCCCUUUCUCUACAUUGUCGUAUUCGGGGAGGGAGUAGUGAAUGAUGCUACCUCUAUCGUGCUCUUCAAUGCAGUACAAUCACUAGACGUGAGCAAUGUCAGCGGUCUUACAGCCUUGAAAUUGUUAGGCACCUUUCUUUACCUCUUCUUCACCAGCACUCUUCUUUGUAUAGCAGCUGGUCUUAUAAGCGCUUAUAUCAUAAAAACACUCUACUUUGGAAGGUAUGAGGGAACACUUCUGGAAUGUUGA
Molecule: messenger RNA, 453 nt
Organism: Rosa rugosa (rugosa rose)
Lineage: Eukaryota; Viridiplantae; Streptophyta; Magnoliopsida; Rosales; Rosaceae
Product: sodium/hydrogen exchanger 1-like
Exons: 6
Coding region: 1-453 (150 amino acids)
Biological process (GO): proton transmembrane transport
Cellular component (GO): membrane
Molecular function (GO): sodium:proton antiporter activity
Source: RefSeq, a predicted model, not a curated record